AGGCGGCUCGCGCGCGCUCCCGGCCCCGGCCGCGCCGUUGCGGCGGUGCCGGCAGGGGGCGCGGGCGCGGCCGUUCCGCCAUGGCGGAUUACGAGGCGGUGCAGCGCGGCCCGCUGCGGCUGAAGGGCAGCGGCGGGGCCCUGGGCGCCGGCAAAAGGAAGAAGAAGAAGGCGAAAGACAAGGCCCAGAUGCUGGAGCAGAUCGUAAGCAGCAAGAAACAGGAGGAGGAGAAGAAGCGCGGGCUGGACAAGCGGACCCCGGCGCAGGUGGCCUACGAGAAGAUGCAGGAGAAGCGGCAAAUGGAGCGGAUCCUAAAGAAAGCAUCGAAAACCCACAAGCAGCGAGUGGAGGACUUCAACAGGCACUUGGAUACUCUGACUGAGCAUUACGACAUUCCCAAAGUCAGCUGGACUAAAUGACCGGGCUUCUUUUCACGGCUGUGGAGCUGGAGUUGUGUUUUGUUUGUAUCAAGCAGGGUUGCCAUGUAAAUCUGUCUUUUCUCCAUAUUGUCUAAUACAUCUUCUGAGCUUUUAUGACUUUA
This is a messenger RNA of Serinus canaria (Common canary), 541 nucleotides long. RefSeq names its product family with sequence similarity 32 member A (gene FAM32A). Lineage: Eukaryota; Metazoa; Chordata; Aves; Passeriformes; Fringillidae. The record is from RefSeq and is a predicted model, not a curated record. Gene Ontology annotation, cellular component: nucleolus. The coding region runs from base 81 to 419 and encodes 112 amino acids. The transcript is spliced from 4 exons.